UGUUCUUUCCUCAGUCAUUACGGCCACGUAUCCAGACCAUAAAGGCCCACGUUCGCUUUAAAUUUACGAGUUCCUCCUUGUCUCUCUUUUUUCUUUUCCUUUCCUUUUUUCCAGUUCGCUUGGAGCACAGGUAAAGCCAGAUGCCCGUUUAAAGUCUAACCGUCACUAAAUCUUAACGUACAACGUUCGUCGUGUGGUUAACUCAUGCUUUGCUCUACGAGUGUGUCCGGUUAACCGCUUCUUUUAUCACUGAAGUAAAUAAUCAAACUUCCGAUUUUGGCCCCCGUUUAUGAUCGGAAAGAUGAAUCAGUUGUUGUUGGCAAGGUCGGUGAUGAGGCGAUUGGUUUAUGGCAGUACCUGUAACCGUUGCAUAGCGUCACAACUGUCAUCACCGCCGUUGGUAGUGUGGAGGGAAGUUCAUAAGCCGAGUAGUGAGUCAGUUGUGAUGAUGAGUGAUCAACGGCUGAUAUUCUCUGGUCAAUGGUGGAGGAUGAUGAGCUCCACUAGUGAACCGCCAACCAAGAAUUCGAAGUCCACUGUAGUGAGGAAGGAGGACGAUAAGGACAAGAAAACGAGUGGUGAUUCUGUAGAGAAGAUGGAAAGGGAAGAUGAAGUAGCUGUUUCCAGUUAUUGGGGUGUAUCGAGGCCAAAGAUUACAAAAGAAGAUGGCUCUGUGUGGCCUUGGAACUGCUUCAUGCCCUGGGAGACAUAUCAGGCUGACUUGUCUAUUGAUCUAAGCAAGCACCAUGUGCCCAAGACAUUCCUUGACAAGGUUGCUUAUUGGACAGUGAAACUUCUCAGGAUUCCAACCGAUUUGUUUUUUAAGGAAAAAUACGGUUGCCGUGCAAUGAUGUUGGAAACAGUGGCAGGUGUGCCUGGAAUGGUGGGAGGUAUGCUAUUACAUCUGAGGUCAUUGCGCAAGUUUGAGCAAAGUGGUGGCUGGAUAAAAGCAUUACUAGAAGAAGCUGAGAAUGAGAGGAUGCAUCUGAUGACUAUGGUGGAGCUAGUACAACCUAAAUGGUACGAGAGGUUGUUAGUUAUUGCUGUGCAGGGAGUGUUUUUCAAUUUUUACUUCGUGCUGUACUUGCUGUCCCCCAAACUUGCACACAGAAUUGUUGGGUAUCUGGAAGAGGAGGCUAUACACUCAUAUACUUUGUAUCUUAAUGAUAUUGGUCGCGGUAAAAUUGAAAAUGUUCCAGCUCCUGCCAUUGCAAUUGACUACUGGAGACUGCCUAAGGAUGCAACUCUAAAGGAUGUUAUUACUGUCAUCCGUGCUGAUGAAGCUCAUCAUAGAGACGUUAACCAUUUCGCAUCUGAUAUCCAUUAUCAAGGAAAGAAAUUGCAGGAGUCAGCUGCUCCUGUUGGUUACCAUUAAAAUCUACAUACUGUUCUACUUCACAAAGUUUAUAUAUAUAUAUAUAUAUAUAUAUAUAUUGUAGACAUGGUCCAGCAAAACAAGGUUAGGUGGGGUAUUUCUGAUUAGUGAUGAAAUCCCCAAGUAGUAGCAGAGGUAUGGAUUAAACUACUGUACUAUC
Messenger RNA from Lycium ferocissimum, 1535 nucleotides. RefSeq names its product ubiquinol oxidase, mitochondrial. NCBI's taxonomy places the organism in Eukaryota, Viridiplantae, Streptophyta, Magnoliopsida, Solanales, Solanaceae. Gene Ontology annotation, molecular function: alternative oxidase activity. The record is from RefSeq and is a predicted model, not a curated record. The transcript is spliced from 4 exons. The coding region runs from base 290 to 1375 and encodes 361 amino acids. Gene Ontology annotation, cellular component: mitochondrion. Gene Ontology annotation, biological process: alternative respiration.